AUGGCUCAAAACAGAGGUAUUUGUGGCGCAGAGUUCCCGGCAAAAGAACCAAGGCCUCAUUUUCAUCACGAGAGAACAUUGGCUGUUCAUAUGAGAGAUGUGCCUGUGACCAGAACAUCAUCCAGCCCUGAAAUUUCCAGUCAACGGACUCUUCAUGCGCUCACGCCCCCGCCGUUCGAUUAUACUCAAUUCAUGGAAAGUUCGCUUGAUGAAUCCAACCAUACUGGCUGUAAUCCGGAGAACAUCGAGGAUAAAUUCAACGUGCCGUACGGUGUUGAUGCUCAGGGCAACUGGUAUGGUACUGUGCCAACCCCAGGGGCUCAUACGGACGAAUACAUGGGUCGUGCAGAAGAUUUGUGCAAGGAAUCAAACUUUUCUGAUGUCCGGCACGACGUAAACAGAGAGAAAUAUUUGCCUUCUCAAUCUGAUGAUGCUGAUCUUUGGCACGCACCGACUCCGGGAAAUGGUAAUACUCCAAAGAUGGAAGUUACCGAUAGCCCUUUGGAUGAACAGAAUUCUUUCAAUACGCAAGAUAAUUACACUGUUCUUCCGCCUCCUACCCCUCCAAAUAUGAGGCCCGAUUUUAGCCAAUGGGAUGGUAAAGUAGGAAAUACUGACUCAGGAGUUGAAAAUCCGCAGAGUGUAAUUCGACUAAGCGAUACCAAGGGCUGUGAAAAGAUUGAGAAAGAUUGUCAGGCUGGGAAUCUCCCAGAAAAUGUUGCUAACAGAGCAAAGUACUAUUGGAAGAUGCUUUCCCAGGCUAUUGCAAACUUCAGUUGGCUGCAUUUGGACGAAACAAUGGAUAAAGUGCCAGCAGUUCUUGUUGCUUGUUGUAUCUACAUCGCCUGUCGACAGAGUGAAAUCCCCAGAACCUUCAUUGCAAUUCGGGUGCUCACAGAAACUUCUUCGCUGGAUUUCCGUCAGUCUGUUCGCAAAUCUUUUGAGAUUAUUCAAAAGUAUAUCGUUGAGACUAAAUGCUCUUGCUUGAGAGCAUUCAGGGCACCUUCUGAGGGAUGUUGUCAGAUAUGCCACAGGCUGUAUAAAAAGGAUGUCGUGAGCAAAAUAUCCGAGCCACUAGCGUUCUGUAUAGAAUGCUCGGGUGCAUAUCACAUGAGUUGUGCAACAUCACUCGACGCGACGAUUGCGACCCCCGACCCUAGCGGCUUGAUCUGUCGACGAUGCGUUCCAUGUCUUAUCCAUCCUGACGUGGAACAAAAUCAAAGGAAACCAACAGAGAAGCCUUUAACAACCGCUCGCAAUAGUGUUACUGUAAAAUCCAACAGUGUCGAAAAGAUUGGAAAAACAUCCAAAUUGUGCGACGAUCAAUCUCAGGUCCCUGACUUAGUAAGGGAAGAACUCAAAGCCAAUUCAAUAGACAGUAAGAUGGUAAAAUGGCUUAUGAAACGUUGCCGAAAUCUCAAAAAAAGGCAAGAUGAGAACAUUGCAAAAGUUCUCGCCCCUGUCCCGCACGAUUUUCUGGCACAAAUUGAAGAUGCAGAAAACGCGACCAUAAAACUACUCAAGGAGAAUCACCAGGCGUCCCGGACGAAAUUCAGCAAGGCACAAGAAGUCUACCUAACUGCUCUUCAGACCGACUUCUUACAAUUUAAUAUGCAGUCUAAUUUGCAGGGCUUCCUCGCGAGAUUGCAGCAAACGAACAAGACAAGUGGAUUUAAAAGAGACCGCAGUAUUCUUGACCCAUCGGAAGAAGCUUCCCAAGAAUUCAACACCGCUCUCGUUAGCUGCGACUCUGAAAUUCCUACAGAAAGAUCCUCAGGAUAUGCGGUCAGGUCCUCGGAACCUAAAAGGGGAGGUUCCUCGCAGCAUUUCCAGGUUAAUUCAACAGGACCCCAGCGCUCAUCACGAUACAUUCUAGACUCUGAACUAGAGGAGGGUGAAAUUCAGGAGCAUCCAGAAGUUAAAUUUCGGAAAUUUGAACCUGUUAUAAGACCUGAUAUAACUAAAAGGGCAAGAGUUUUUAUGCAAGAACAGAUGACUCAAAGUGCUAGUCAGACAGCAGCCACAGAAGGUCGAUCAAACGAGAGAUAUCAUAGAUAA
Botrytis byssoidea is the source of this 2058-nucleotide messenger RNA. RefSeq lists its product as uncharacterized. Gene Ontology annotation, molecular function: TBP-class protein binding. The transcript is spliced from 3 exons. The coding region runs from base 1 to 2058 and encodes 685 amino acids. The record is from RefSeq and is a predicted model, not a curated record. NCBI's taxonomy places the organism in Eukaryota, Fungi, Ascomycota, Leotiomycetes, Helotiales, Sclerotiniaceae.